Molecule: messenger RNA, 2260 nt
Organism: Astyanax mexicanus (Mexican tetra)
Lineage: Eukaryota; Metazoa; Chordata; Actinopteri; Characiformes; Acestrorhamphidae
Product: NLR family CARD domain-containing protein 3-like
Exons: 3
Coding region: 412-2151 (579 amino acids)
Molecular function (GO): protein binding
Source: RefSeq, a predicted model, not a curated record
UCAGAAUUGGCCCCAGCAUGUCAACGAAAAAUCAAAUUCAAGCUAAGAGAUAAAUAUCAGAGAAUUAAUGAAGGAAUUUCAGGCUAUGGAAAGUCAACACUUCUGAGUAAGAUCUACACAGAGCUCUACCUCACAGAGGGAGGGGUUGGAGAUGUCAAUCAGGAACAUGAGGUGAAACAGAUUGAAACUGCAUCCAGGAAAAAAACAACACAGGAAAGAUCAAUCAAAUGCAACAACAUCUUUAAACCCUUACCAGAACAGAAACGACCCAUCAGAACUGUACUGACUAAAGGAGUUGCUGGAAUUGGAAAAACAGUCUCUGUGCAGAAGUACAUUCUGGACUGGUCUGAAGGAAAAGUAAAUCAGGACAUUCUCUUCAUAUUUCCACUUCCUUUUAGAGAGCUGAAUCUGAUGAAGGAGAAGAAGCUCAGUCUGGUAAAUCUUCUUCAGAGCUUUUUCCCAGAAACACAAGAUUUAAAACCAAGACAUUACAAGAGCUACAAGAUCAUGUUCAUUUUUGAUGGUCUGGAUGAGUGUCGACUGCCUCUGGAUUUCCAGAACAAUGAGAACUUGAUGAAUAUAGAAGAGCAAACCUCAGUGGAUGUUCUGCUGACGAACCUCAUCAAGGGGAAUCUGCUUCCCUCUGCUCUCCUCUGGAUCACCUCUCGACCAGCAGCGGUCAAUCAGAUCCCUCCUGAGUGUUUUGACCAGGUAACAGAAGUGCGGGGUUUCAGUGACCCUCAGAAACAGGAGUACUUCAGUAAGAGGAUCAGAGAUCAGGACCUGGCUAACAAAGUCUUCACACACAUCAGGUCUUCAAGAAGCCUCUACAUCAUGUGCCACAUACCGGUCUUCUGCUGGAUUACAGCCACUGUUCUAGAGAGAAUGCUGAGUGAAGCUGAGAGUGGAGAAAUUCCCAGAACCCUGACGCAGAUGUUCACACACUUCCUGAUCUUUCAGAUCAAACACAAGAGCCAGAAGUACAGUGGGAAUAGUGACACUGAUCCUCAGCAGACUAGAACAAGUAUCCUGGCUCUGGGGAAACUGGCAUUCCAGCAGCUGGAGAAAGGAAACCUGAUCUUCUAUGAGGAAGAUCUAAGAGAGAGUGGCAUCAAUAUUAGAGAAGUGUCAGUGUACUCAGGAGUGUGUACCCAGAUCUUCAGGGAGGAACAUGAGCUGCACCUCGGGAAGGUGUUCAGCUUUGUGCAUCUGAGCGUUCAGGAGUUUCUUGCUGCUUUAUAUGCAUUUCUCUGCUUCAUUGACAGAAGCGUUCUGAAUCAGCAAACCACUAAAAACCAAAACACUGAACUAUCUGAACUCUUCAGCAGGUCAUCGAUGACUGACUUCCUCAGCAGUGCCAUAGACAGAGCCUUACAGAGUGAGAGUGGACACCUUGACCUGUUCCUUCGUUUCCUCCUAGGUCUCUCACUGCAGUCUAAUCAGAAUCUAUUACGAGUCGUACUGACACAGACAGAGAGGAUCUCUCACAGCAAUGAGGAAACCAUCAAAUACAUCAAGAAGAAGAUUGAGGAGAACUCAUCUCCAGAGAAAUCCAUCAAUCUGUUCCACUGUCUAAAUGAACUGAAUGAUCAUUCUCUGGUGCAGGAAGUGCAGAAAUACCUGAGUGGAGGUGGUGACCGUCGUCUUCAACAGGCCAGCCUCUCUCCUGCUCAGUGGUCAGCUCUGGCGUUUGUGUUGGUGAACUCAGAAGAAGAGCUGGAGGAGUUUAACCUCAGUAAAUAUGAUCCAUCAGAGGAGUGUCUUCUGAGGCUGCUGCCAGUAGUUAAAAUAUCCAGAAGAGUUGUACUAGCUUCAUGUAAUCUUGGAGUAAAGACGUGUGAAAAUCUGGAAUCAGUUAUAAACCUGGAAAACUCCCCCCUGAAAGAGCUGGACCUCAGUAACAACGACCUGCAGGAUUCAGGAGUGGAGCUGCUCUCUGCUGGACUGAAGAGUUCACAAUGUAAACUGCAGAUUCUCAGAUUAUCUGGUUGUAUGAUCACAGAGAAAGGCUGUUGUUCUCUGGCUUCAGCUCUAAACCCCUCCCACCUGAAAGAGCUGGAUCUGACCUACAACCACCCAGGAGAGUCAGGAGUGAAGCUGCUUUCUGACAGACUGGAGGAUCCACACUGCAAUCUGGAGAAACUCGGGUAGGUCUGAACUGAUAAUUAUGUUAUCAACUUAUUGUAAGAUAAAUAUUGUUGUACAUGUUGUACAUAUUUGUCACUCUCGAUAUUGUCUGUUGUGCUCUUUCCUGUGUGUG